UGCAGUGCAAUCAGUUCUUAUUGGAAUUAGAUCCAGCAGCUUAACCACAAGCCGCUCGCUUUCCUCGUCGAAAAAUCUCACCAUGAGACAUAUAUGCUUAUUGAGGCCGAUGUCUCUCAUCGAUCAGCGCAACAUUAUGCUCGGCGAAGAACAUACUAAGUCUUAUUUCGAAAUUUCUGGAACCAUUUGGUUUACUCGCCUUAUUUUAGAUGUCUUUUUAAUUGCUUUUAUAUUUUUUGGUGCAUUUUUUGCAUGAAAUCUUACCGCAGAUUUUUAUUUUAAAUGCACUUUUUUAAUUUUACCCCGCUAUUUAAAAAUUUUUUUGUCCUUCUUGAAAAUUCCCUACAUUUACAGAAUUUAAAAAAAAUCUAUCCUUCUUUUCCCUACACCCACAUUUUUCGACAAAAAUCCCUACAUGUAGAGAAUUUUCCCUACAUUUACCAUCACUGACAAACAAUCCUGUGCUUAUGAAUGUGCGCUGCGGCUUUGAAUGCGCGCUGGAUUUCUUGAGAAGUUUUACCGUUUUAUUUCGAGCUGUGGUUGGUGAGCAUACAUACACACAGCAUAUACAUAUGCGCAAAUGUAUAUAAAUUCACAAAUUUACAUUUGCAUAUGCCAUCUUCCUGUGCGCCUGGUAAUGAAGCGUUUUUUAUAGAGGAUUUUGAUUCAGUUCAAGGGAAUUCAACAAAGUUUUACAGACACCAGACAGACAGACAUAACAUAUGUAUAUAAUUUUGGAUGAUUUGGAAAAUUCAAAUAUAUAGGUCAUAUUAAAAAGCUACCUAACAUUAUUUGCUUCUAAUCACCAACAAAUUCUUAUCGACUGCUGCUAAAUUUACAUGAAUCAGCCCCUCACUGUUAAUUUUUGUUGAAAAAUGUGGCUAUGGUGAAAUUGUCUUCGCGAGACGAGUACCCCUCGAAAUUCCAUACGUUCCUGUCAUUGAGACUUCUCUAUACAUUAACGUUCUCUGGUAUAAACAUGUUUACGUCAUUUGGUGUUGUCGUUUCGUAGUGAUGCGCGGACAACGUACAGACAUUCACCUUUAUAGUAUAGAUUUUCGCAUAAUAUCAUAGAGUAGUGUGAAGAUGAAAUACAAAACAAUAUUGUUAUGUAUAUACAUAGGUACAUACUACGAGUAUAUAGCCGAUCUGUUGCCAUACGCAUAUAAAUGUUGAAACGUAUAAGCGAAUAGUGUGAAGACGGAAUAAGAAACAAAGCUUUAUAUGUAUUUACUAUAGCUGGGCCCUUACUCUGUAAUGCGAUGCGAAAAGCAAUGCGAUGGGAAAAUAAAUUGCGUUACGAAGGGUAGUCGGUACUCUGUAGCGCUAUCGCAUCGCUGAAAGUGUUGCUCUUUUUAUUAUUCACUUAUUUUUCGCUUUAGUAUGCAUCACUGACCGAAAUGCCAAAGAAAGCGACCAAAACAAACGAGUGAUUGGAAGUAAAGUACCUAUAUUUAAAUAAUAUAAAGUAGUGGAUUCUGUAGCUUUAUGGGACGAAUCAUCUGAGGAAAGGAUUUAUCGGAGAUUUAUAAGAGAUAACUCCAACGUUAUGAGUCUCAGCGAUCAAAGUUUUGUGCAGAAUUUUCGGCUUAGUAAGGAAGCCUUUAUGUAUGUGCUAAAUAGCAUAAAGGGUGAGAUGAAAUCUCCAACGAGAGCAACGGCUAUCCCUGACAUCAUAAAAGUUGCAACAACCCUAAAGUUUCUUGCUCAGGGUGCGUAUCAGCAUAUAAUUGGCCAAGACCAUCGCGCGGGGCUAGCACAGCAAACCGUUUCCAGUUGCCUUUGGGAAGUUUGCAGUGCAAUUGAAAAGGUAUUGUGUCCAAAACAUAUCGUUUUUUCGAUGAGCAGUGAAGAGAAACAGGAUGCCAACCGUAGCUUUUACGAAACAUGCGGAAUUCCGGGUGUGGUAGGAGCAGUGGAUGGAACGCACAUCCAAAUGAUAAGGCCAUCAAAUGACGAGCAUUUAUUUUUUAACCGAAAGCUUAAGCAUAGCAUAAAUGCAAUGGUGAUAUGUGAUCACAAAAUGCAAAUUAGAGCCGUGAAUGGUAGAUUUGGAGGUGCAUCGCAUGAUUCGCACAUAUGGAACUUGUCCGGUGAGCGCGAAUAUUUAAAAACUGCCUAUGAAAACGGUGACUCUGGCCAACGAAUUCUUGGUGACUCAGGAUAUCCGUUGGAACCAUGGCUCCUUACUCCAUACAGGAAUUCUACGGAGGAUUCAGACGAACAUUUUUUUAAUCAAAAACAUUCAAAGGGAAGGUCGUUAAUUGAGAGAGUUUUUGGCGUUUUGAAAGGCCGAUUUCGUUGCCUUCUAGCUUCAAGGGAGUUGCACUAUGCUCCAGAAAAGGUUGUGCAAAUACUAAAUGUUUGUUGUGCUCUGCAUAAUAUAUGUAUAAUAUUCAAAGUUCAUCCUCCCAGUUUAGAAAUCGAACCGGAACAAGUGAACAUGGUAAAUAUAGAAAAUGUAGAAAAUCUGAGUUUUGGAAAUAUAGCUAGACGUGUAAGAGACCAAAUAAAAAAUGAUAUGAUUGCCACUCGAAAUUCUGUAUGA
Messenger RNA from Anastrepha obliqua, 2548 nucleotides. Its product is annotated as putative nuclease HARBI1. The coding region runs from base 1550 to 2548 and encodes 332 amino acids. Lineage: Eukaryota; Metazoa; Arthropoda; Insecta; Diptera; Tephritidae. The record is from RefSeq and is a predicted model, not a curated record. The transcript is spliced from 4 exons.